This is a messenger RNA of Trichechus manatus latirostris (Florida manatee), 8592 nucleotides long. RefSeq names its product FYVE, RhoGEF and PH domain containing 4 (gene FGD4). The coding region runs from base 823 to 3123 and encodes 766 amino acids. Gene Ontology annotation, biological process: filopodium assembly; cytoskeleton organization. The transcript has 18 exons. Gene Ontology annotation, molecular function: guanyl-nucleotide exchange factor activity; metal ion binding. NCBI's taxonomy places the organism in Eukaryota, Metazoa, Chordata, Mammalia, Sirenia, Trichechidae. Gene Ontology annotation, cellular component: cytoplasm. The record is from RefSeq and is a predicted model, not a curated record.
UUUUUAAUGGAUAUUGAAUGUUUCUCCUACCUAGUGUUGUAAAACAGACCCUUAAAAUGUAUAAUGGCAAUGAAUAUUGGGUAUUAUAGAUAACAGAGAGCUUGUAACUCCACCUUCAGCCAAUACUUGAUUGGAUAUGCUAAAAAGAGAACUGGGAUUUGCCUGAAAGAAACACAGGUUGUUGGUUUCAAUCCUGUAGCCCUGUGUAUAGAGUAUUGGGGCCUUAGGUAAAAAAACUGAGUCCCACCUAGAAUCUUUCCAGUCAGGAAAUUUGCAUUUGAAAAGACGUGCAGACACACUCAGAACUGCUGGGAGAGCAAGUAAUUUGCAUAUGAAGGAAGGACGUGCAGAAAAAAAAAAGGUUUUUGCUUUUUGAACUGCCAGCAGAUGGUUUAAUGUUGGGUGCCUCCAGGCAAAACAGUCCGUGCCCAUCAGGAAAGAACCCCCUUUCGGGACUGGAAGUUAAAGGGAGCUGGAAACCUUAUGCAGCUAAAAAUGAGGCUGAACUAAUGAAGAAGGUCUGAGGAGCCCCUGCAGCUAGCAAGUAUCUAGACAUUCUUACAGAAGAUAUGACUAGGCAGCAGUAUCUGUCCAAAGAUCAUUAUAGUUCCACCUUGUUCAACAAGCAGCACAACCACACUGGUUGAUCAGAAGGUAUCUGAUGAAGAAGCUCAGGGAAUAAAUGGAAAAACGCCAGCGAAACACUCAGCUGCAAGUCCAAAGCCGCAAGUGCCUCCAAAGCCAUUACAUCUGCGGAAUUCACCUUCAUCCAAUAUACACCAAACCCCCAGGCAUAAAGCUUUAUCUGGUGCAAAACCAAGGAUGGAGGAAGCUAAACCUGCCUCUGCUUCUUGUGUCUCAAAAGAAAAACCCAGUAAGGUAUCAGAUCUCAUCAGCCGUUUUGAAGGAGGCAGCACAUUAUCAAAUUACAGUGAUUUGAAGAAGGAACCUGCUGUAAGCCUAAAUGCUCCUAGAACCCUGGGAAGGUAUGGACUGACAACCACACCUCAGCAAAAACUCCUCUCCCAGCACCCACUACAGAAGCAGGGAAAUGAUACAGAUCAAACUCAGGGUGUACAGACUUGUGUGGCCAAUGGUGUAAUGGCAGCACAGAACCAGAUGGAGUGUGAGGAGGAUAAAACAGCCCCCCUUAGCCCAGAUACUUCUAUUCAAACUUCCGAACCAUUGCUUGAUACAAACUUGGUGAAUGGAGAAAGAGAUGAAACUGCCACAGGCCCUGCAUCACCCACAACAAAUAACUGUGAUGGAAAUGCUUCUGACAGUAACUGCAGGACUCCUAAUACAGACCCCGAGCUCACACUGGAAGAAGGCAGGGCAGAAGCAGAAGCCAAGGUCCAAGAGAGGGAAAAUGGAGAAUGCCCUUUGGAACUGGAACAGCUAGAUCAGCACCAUGAGAUGAAGGAGACUAAUGAGCAAAAACUUCACAAAAUAGCCAAUGAACUUUUACUUACAGAAAGAGCCUAUGUCAACCGACUUGACCUAUUAGAUCAGGUAUUUUAUUGCAAACUAUUGGAAGAAGCAAACAGAGGCUCAUUUCCAGCAGAGAUGGUGAAUAAAAUCUUUUCUAAUAUCUCAUCAAUAAAUGCCUUCCAUAGUAAAUUCCUAUUGCCAGAGCUGGAGAAACGAAUGCAAGAAUGGGAAACCACCCCUAGAAUUGGUGAUAUCCUUCAGAAAUUGGCGCCUUUCCUUAAGAUGUAUGGAGAGUAUGUGAAGGGAUAUGACAAUGCAAUGGAAUUGGUUAAAAACAUGACAGAGCGUAUCCCCCAAUUCAAAUUGGUGGUUGAAGAAAUUCAGAAACAGAAAAUCUGUGGGAGUUUGACUUUGCAGCAUCAUAUGCUAGAACCUGUUCAGCGAAUACCCCGGUAUGAGCUUCUCCUUAAGGAUUAUCUAAGAAAAUUGCCGCCUGACUCCCUGGACUGGAAUGAUGCUAAAAAAUCACUUGAAAUUAUAUCUACUGCAGCAAGCCAUUCUAAUAGUGCAAUAAGAAAAAUGGAGAACCUAAAGAAGCUCUUAGAGAUUUAUGAAAUGUUAGGAGAAGAGGAAGACAUUGUAAAUCCUUCAAAUGAACUAAUAAAAGAAGGACAGAUCCUCAAACUAGCUGCUCGGAACACAUCAGCGCAAGAACGCUACCUUUUCUUAUUCAACAACAUGUUGCUAUACUGUGUGCCCAGAUUCAGCUUGGUGGGUUCUAAAUUCACAGUUCGAACUAAGGUUGGCAUCGAUGGAAUGAAGAUUGUAGAGACUCACAAUGAAGAAUAUCCACAUACUUUCCAGGUAUCUGGGAAAGAGAGAACACUGGAACUGCAGGCUGGUUCUGAGCAAGACAAAGAAGAAUGGAUCAAGGCCCUUCAAGAGACUAUUGAUGCUUUCCAUCAAAGGCAUGAAACCUUCAGAAAUGCAAUUGCAAAGGAUAAUGACAUUCACUCAGAGGUUUCUACUGCUGAGCUAGGGAAAAGAGCCCCCAGAUGGAUCCGAGAUAAUGAAGUAACAAUGUGUAUGAAAUGCAAAGAGCCUUUCAAUGCACUGACGAGGAGAAGGCAUCACUGUCGAGCAUGUGGGCAUGUGGUUUGUUGGAAGUGUUCUGAUUACAAAGCUCAGCUUGAGUAUGAUGGUGGUAAAUUGAGCAAAGUUUGUAAAGACUGCUAUCAAAUAAUAAGUGGAUUCACAGACAGUGAAGAAAAGAAAAGGAAGGGAAUUUUAGAGAUUGAAUCAGCAGAAGUUUCGGGAAACAGCAUGGUGUGCAGCUUUCUGCAGUACAUGGAGAAGUCAAAACCUUGGCAGAAGGCUUGGUGUGUGAUCCCCAAGCAAGACCCUCUCGUGCUAUACAUGUAUGGUGCCCCACAGGAUGUCAGAGCCCAGGCCACCAUUCCACUUCUGGGCUACGUUGUGGAUGACAUGCCAAGGAGUGCAGAUCUGCCACACAGUUUCAAACUGACCCAGUCCAAGUCUGUGCACAGCUUUGCCGCAGACAAUGAGGAACUGAAACAGAAGUGGCUGAAAAUCAUUCUCUUAGCUGUCACAGGUGAGACACCACCUAGUCCAAAUGAGCAUCCAGCCACCUUGGACGAUCAUGCUGAACCUAUGAAAAAAUCAGAAUGCUGAACUCCAGGACCAGCCACAGGGUAGGGGGUCUCAAGAUUUACAGUUCAAGACAUUCCCAAUCUCCUUAUUCAUCUCUUAGCACUUUAUGUUAAAAAAAAUACAGGCUCAUAAAUGCAUCGUUUGGGGGCUGUUUUCCUAUAUUUAUGUACUCUUAGUGAAAUUCAUGUGCAGAGCCAUUCCACUGAUAAAUUUUGAAAUAAUGUGAAAAAUGGAGCAUUUUUUAUGAGCUGUUUCUUGAAUGUGUACUUUUGUCUUGAAGAAAAUGGUAUCAAUUGAUUGUAUCACUAUCAGGUUAGAAUGGGCGACUUUCAUUUAAGAAAAAAAUAUUUAAUGUGUUUUUCACACGUAGGACUUGUGACAGUUUGAAAGAUAUACCUCCAUGUUGCCAAAAUAGAUCCAUGGUAAAAAAAAAAAAAUACAGGGACAGUUUAGGUUAUUAUAUUAGCUUAUUUAGUUUAUAAUGCUAAAUAAAUAACGUAUGCUCUUUUAAAACAAAACAAUAAAAGGACAAAUUGUUGAUGUUCAGGCUUUUGACUUAAGAAAGUACUUGUUUUUUAUAGAAAUACUCAUAAGAAUAAAAUCCCUUAAGUAUAUAGCAAUUAUGUGUUCAUAGUAUUCCAUAUAAAUAUAUACAUCUACAAACACAAUACAUGCUUUUCUUCUCAGCUUCUGGUUCAUAUUUGUCUCUAAUUUAUUUUUUAAAUAUAAAGCACAUUUUAUCUUGGAAUUGAAUAGUGUUCUAAACUUAAACGUUUUCGGUGAUUUAUGUUUAACUGAUUGACAUCUGACAUUUAAGGGUAUUGAUAUUUUUAUAAUAAGAAAAAGCAGUAAUUUAUGUGGCAUGGGAUACAUUAGUGGAUUCCAACAGUAUUUUUACUUUUUUUUUGGUUGUUCUCUGCCUAUUUAAAACAGUGCCGCUUUUUGAAGGUGCUAAUAAUACCUAUUUACAUAUAAGAGUUUAGUUAAUGCUUCCGUCUUAAUUAUUCUGAGAUGAUAACGUGCAUUUUGGUCACUGGGACUGUCUGUCAUACAGGUUAUUUUACCAUUUCCAAUCCCAUAAUUGUUGCAGCAGUUAACAUCAGCAUGUACAAAAAUCUUCACGAAAACCUACACUGUACAGGACACUUGAGCUUACAAAGAACUGGGGCAUGUGGAAACUACGUUUAUUGUAAUAUUUUUAUUUUCAUAAGACUGUUAACCUGUUGUCAUCGAGUCGAUUCCGACUCAAAGCAGCCCUAUAGGGUUUCCAAGGAGCGGCUGUUGGAUUCCAACUGGUUAUCAGCUGAACUUUGAAGCACCGUGCCACCACAGCUCCAUAAGACUGUUAAGCAUGGUUAAAUGAAGACUAUAUAUAAUGAACAAUUAAGAUAACUGUGUGGGCCUAUUUCUUUGUGAGUUAUGAAACAAAAUUCACAUGUGAUAAUCUGUAUUUUGGGGGGUAGUAAAGGAAGUUUAUGCUCAAGUCCAUAAACUACCUCACCAGAGAAGAGAGGGGGAAAACAUAAUAUUGAGAAAGAAAUACUUUAAUGGCAGGUUUUGGGGAGGGACAGAAUGAUUGAAGAGGAUCUGAUAAUGUUUUUCCUUUUAUCCUCUGGGGAACUUUAAUAGACAAAAUAUGAUUCCUUGUCUCAAAGGCUUCUUUAUUAUAUUGUUCUUGUGAUUAAAAUCUCAUAUUAAAAUGACUGCUUAAUUUAAAAAAUAUAAUUUGACAAAAGGAUUUUUUCGUUCACCCUGUCAUACCCCAAUCUCAUUUUUUAAAGCAUCAGUCUGCUAGAAACCCACAGGAAAUGACCCCAUUAUCCUCAGCCUUUAAGGAUUACACCUUAACUGUAGAAUAGGUUUCCUCAGAAUUGGAGACUGCCACAUAUUUAUUCAGGACCCAUUGCUUUAAGAAACAUUUGAAAUAUCUCCCAUUUUUUCCACCCAAAAGGAGCAGGUGAACCAAUUAUGACCAACAUGAUUAGGUUCCCUUCCUCUGUAAAAGUAAUACCAGCCAUGAUCAUUAACAUGAAGCCAAAUACUCAGAGCCAAAAAGAGAUAAAGGUAGCUUCUUAGGCCCUAUUAAAUCAGGGACAGACUAAAAUUUACAUUGCUUCUAUUUUCUAGUUAUUAACUGUACAUUUGUGUGUGUGUGAGUGUGUUGGGGUGAUUUUUAGAAGGUUAAACUAUAGCUGUAGAUGAAGCUUUGGUGUUCUGAAUCAUAAGAAAAGAGAAGCAAUAAAAAUGUGGAAUGAUUAUCAGGGGAAGAUGUCUUUUGUAAAUUUGGAUAGAACAAUGGAAUGUAAGGGCCAAUUAGAUUUAUCGGACAGAUUAUUUUUGAAAAAUAUUUUGAACAGCAAGAACUACACUUUACCUACCAUUAUGUUCUCCUUGAAUGGAAGUAACAUGGACACACACAAUUUUUGGCUCAAUAAAUAUCAAUGUUAUUCAAUUUAUAUUAUUGAAAUACUCAAGUAUUUAUUAUCACACUCAUAAUAUUCACUAUCUUUAAUUUAAAAAAAAUUAGAAAUACUAGUGCUAAAGAGAAAUUUUGGUUAUUCUCUCACCAUCCUUCACUUUCUGCCCCAAAAUCUUCAGCCAAGCACAAAGAAAAGCAGUGAAGCUGCUUCCCUGUGUCUCAUUAAAGAAUCACUAAUGCUUUUACUUAGCAAAAGGCAAAGAACACUCUUUUAAGUCAGCCAUCUUAAAACACUUAACUAAACCAAAAGAUCCAAUGUGUGUUUGGUUACAAGAGUAAUCUAUGUCUUUUGCUUUCUGAGACACCUGAGCAGUCAUGACAAAUUGAACAUAAAAAAAUAAUUAGUUGCUUUCCUACUAAAACCAGUAUUCCAUGUGGGUCUUAAUUCUUUAUUUUCUCUAAUUUGGUGCUUUCUGAGUCAUUUUCCUUUCAAGUGCCCUUCCUUUAAACUUGAAGAUACUUAUUUGAUAAAAACUGCUAUUCAUUAAAAAACAUUCCAGUUUUUUAAACUUAAAUUUGACUUCUGCUGAAACUGAACGUCUACCGUUUGGUAUAUUUAGCAUGAAAUGUAGUGCAGACUUUUAUCUCCAGGUUUUCAGUGGGGUUCAAUAACAAAAAAAUGCUACCAGCCACUUUCAUAAUAAAGGUGUCUAUAAUGCCAUUGUGUAUGCAAGCAAUAAAACUCUCCAGGGUAUGUUUUUAUACUGAAAAUUUAAUAUGAAGGCCCCUAGAGCCAAUGGAUAUAUAGAAAAUUAAUUUCCUAGAAGUAAUACUAUAAAUUGUUGAGUAUAGGGACAAAGUGGGGGGGGGCAUUCUUCCUUGGAUUCAAGUAACUAUCAAAAAUAUUUUUAUUUUUGCAAAGGGCAUGGAUGGUGAAAAAAUUAAAGCACAUCUGCACUACUUUAUCAAGCUACAUUUCAUUUUCCAUGAAGUUUAAUUCAACAUACAGGUUGCUGCACUUAUCUUCACUGAGUGACCUACCCCAAUUAGGAAAAAAACAGACCCAAUUUUAAAAAAUUACUGAACUUUUUACAAAAACUAACCUUUUAAAUAAAGGACAAACUUCAUGGUGUUGCAGGGUUGUUAAAGAUUCACUGAUGCCUUCUAAAAAUCUUUCAUCAAAAUUACUUCUGCAAGCUCACAUUCUAUGUUACUUUUUCCUGUUUCUACUUUGUGGAAACAGGGUGUUUUUUUCCCCAUUAAAUUUUAGAUCUCAUUUCUGAUUAUGUUCAAAGCCUUAAGUUCUUAUUCUGAGCAUACUGUCUGUAAUAACUCUCUAAUUAUCUGGACUGAAUAUAUCCUGGGGAAAAGGCACCAACAAGAGCAAAUAAACUCCUAGGGAACAAAGGUCUUAUUUUUGUGCAGGUAUCCUUGCUAUAAUGCAAAGUAUAAGGCUAAUUAAAAUUUCUUACAUCACAUGAUGUUCAUAUCGUGUUAGCAGGUUGAAGAUUAAGCACAUGGUAUUUAUAAGCUAAAAUUAAUUCGAAAGGUGAAAAUGUCUUAAUGUUUUCAUUCUUAAAUUUUGUAUUCUUCAAGAAUGUAUUAAUAUAAGAACUGUGGCUAACCAGUUCCUAUGCUUAGGACUGUACUGAGAUCUGUAGUGGAUCAUGUUACUUCUUCAUUCUUAUUCAAUUUUAGUAGACUCAAACUGCUUUUUAUUUUCAUACUACUAUCUACUGUAGAUUCUUUAGAUUUAGAAAAUAUGACUAUUACAUCUAAGGACUACUAGACUAGGUCUACUUAAAAAAUUUUUUUCUGUGAAUUUAUAAUGUAUGUAUAUAUGUAAACACAUUGUUCAUUUUCAAUUAUGUCUUUCCACAGAAAUGAAGUUUUUUAUUGAAACUUUUCUUUUUAACUUAAAUAUUUUAAAUUAUUUACAUAGAUUUUAAUGUAUAAUUCAUCCUUGUAUAUGCCCUUUAGUCAUGUAGUCACGAGAAGAUAACUUUGCUUUCUUUACAGAUAUGGUAGAGAGAAAUAAGAUUAGAAUCUAAAAUAAGCACGAAUGCACAGAGAGGUGGACAGGAGGAGACUGCUAGUCUCCCAAUCAGAACAAUGUAUGUUAAGAGGAAAAUAAACUGCGGAAGGAAUACAAACUGUAAGAUAUAAAUCUAUGUAAGUAAUUGCAUGCUGAUGGGAUUCAUGGCAACCUGGACUUUGACUUUGGCCUCUAAAUUAUACCAUUGGUAUCCUGUCAUUACUUUUGGUACCCCAUUGGGCUUUAAAAAAUUUUUAUUCUCUUUGGCCAUUUUUUAUACUUUUUACUGAGGCAAAAAAUCCCUCUAAAAUCAAUCAUGUACUUCUACUUUCUGGACUGAGAUUUUGGCAGAAUGCUAUGUCUUUUCAGUGUUUUGAGGUGAAACAGCACACGGCUUCUACAAGAGAGUUUUUCACUCCGUGUGGGUCACUGAGAGUUACGUGAUGGUUAUCCCUUCCUAAAAUUUGUUGUGGUAGAUUUAGUGAAAAAUUAAGUCAAGAAAUUUCAUUAUAGCAUAUUUAAUAAGUGAAUACCAAAUAAGAAGAGUGAUAUGUAGCUUUGGGAAGGAAUAUAAUAGUUUGUGGGGACCAUUAUGAUAACAGAAUUGCAUUAUAUAUUAUACACUAUAUGGAUGUUGAAUGUAUCAUGGUUGGGGUCUCUCUUCAUUAGCAAAACAAUCAUGUCUGUAUAUAACUUCUUCACAAAAUUAGCAUUUCACUUUGUGAGUGACAAUUGACUGAUAAUUUUUGAACAGGUAUUAUCUGGGUUUUUCUUUUAAAUUGUUGACUAAUCAGUUUGAAAAGGUAUGGUCUCUGAAUUUUAUAGUUGGUUCAAAUGUGAAAAGGUGUACAUGAAAAGUAAUUUUUCUUUUCUAGUUGUAUGAAUGUAAAAUACUUGCAGAAAGUGUAUAUAUUAUGUAACAUAUGUAUAUUUGGUCAUAAAGACAGAGAAUUAGAAACAUUGUAAAAUUAAGCACUUUAAUUCUAUUAAAUAUUAAGCAUUUAUUGUCUUGUAAAUAAACACAUCCUUAAAUCAA